UUCGGAUAUAACGGUUUUUAGUGGAAAGCAAGAAGAACACUUAACUCCGGAGGUUUUCUUUUUGCUUUUCUAGCUCGCUGACGAACCCAACCGCCUCUCCAAUAUUCUUCCCUCUCUCUUCCCUUCCCUUCGUCUUCCCUCAACUCCGGCUGGUACCCAGGUGUCGCCUUCUUCCUCUCUCCACGUUGCCUCCCUAUGGCCAACUCCUCCCAUCCCGCCAUCUACUUCUUCAAACUCGACUCCUCCUUUUCCACCUUCCUCUACACCACCACCAAUUUCCUCCUCCACCGCCGCUGCAAAUUCCGAUUGCUAUCAAAAAAAAAAAAGAAGCUCAAUUGACAUCAUGAACUUAUACGUUUACGUUCUGGAAGCCAGGGAUUUGCCGGUGAAGGACGCCUUCGUCGUGAAGCUCCGGGUCGGGAAGCGCAAGUCCAAGACCCGGGUCCUCAGAAACACAGCUAACCCGGUUUGGAACGAGGAGUUCAUUUUCCCUAUUCACGCCCAUGACGAUGAGAACUUGCUGGUCUCCGUCUUCACCCACCACGAUGGUGCCGGGUUGUUCGGUGCCGGGUCGGGGGAUUUGGUCGGCCGGGUCACCGUUCCGGUUCGCUCGGUUGGCGGCGAGCCUAAUCAGACGCUGCCUCCCACUUGGUUCUCACUCGAAUCCCCAUCUACCGGCAAGCAUGUUCAUCUUGAUUCCGGCAAAAUUCUUCUGUCUAUGUGUGUGAAUGAUGAAACCCAUGAUUCCCCUAGCAAAAACUUCCUUUCCUCUGAUGAGGAUGUGAAAGAAUCUGAAACCCAUUUGGGUUCAGCUCAUGGUAUGCAUUGCUCCAAAGCUCAGCAUCACAAGAUAUCAGGUGGUAAGAAGUUAAUGAAAGCCAUUGCUCAUAGUCUGGAAAAGGUUUUCUCGAAGCAUGAAGAAGAAGGCUCUCCUAGUCCUAGGCCAGAUCAUGAAUCCUCCGAGUUAAACAGUGCUUCGGAUUACCAGGAUUGCACAGAUGAUGAACACCACCCAUCAGCUGUUACAUUUGAAGAGGGUCUUUACAUGAUGGACUCAAUGGAAGAGAAACAGGACAUGCCUGAUAACUUACAGGGAGGUGUGCUUAUAGACCAGAAGUAUUUACUAUCUUCUGGUGAGCUCAAUAGGUUUCUUUUCGAGCCUGGUUCGCACUUUAGAAAGAAUCUUGCAGAGUUGCAGGGAACACAAGAUGUGGUAGAGGGACCAUGGACUUGGAAAUCUGUUGGUCUCACUCGUACGGUUACUUACAUUAAAGCUGCGACGAAGUUGGUGAAGGCUGUGAGGGCCACGGAGGAGCAAUCCUAUGUGAGAGUCCAUGGUCCAGAAUUUGCUGUGCGUGUUAGUGUAAUCACGCCAGAUGUUCCAUAUGGUAACACGUUCAGUGUCGAGUUACUGUACAAGAUGCUGCCUGGACCGAAAUUAUCUUUAGAAGAGGAGUCUUCUUGUCAACUUAUCAUUUCAUGGGGAGUUACAUUUCACCACAGUACGAUGAUGAAAGGUGUGAUUGAAAGCGGAGUUAAACAGGGGUUGAAGGAUAGUUUUGAUCAGUUUGAGAAUCUGUUAGGCCAGCAUCUCAAGGUGAUGGAUUCAGCGAGUUCAUUAUCAGACAAGGAGCAUAUGCUUGCAAGUUUGGGGGCCGAACAUGAGUCGGAUUGGGAGUUAGCAUGGCAGUACUUCUGCAAUUUUACAGUUGUUUCCACUUUUGUUAUGGUUCUUUAUGUUUUGGUGCAUAUAUUAUUAUGUGAGCCUAGCAAAGUUCAAGGACUCGAACUUUAUGGACUUGAUUUGCCGGAUAGCUUUGGACAACUUGUUAGCUGUGCUAUCUUGUUCAUCCAGGUGGAACGUGUUUACAAUAUGGCUGCUCAUUUCAUCGGGACAAGGUUGCAUAGAGGUAGUGAUCAUGGCAUUAAAGCACAAGGUGAUGGGUGGGUUCUUACUGUUGCAUUGAUUGAAGGGACCAAUUUGGCAUCAAUUGGUUCAACAGGUCUCUGUGAUCCCUAUGCGGUGUUAACUUGCAAUGGAAGAACAAGAACAAGCUCCAUCAAGCUUCAAACUAGUGACCCCCAGUGGAACGACAUACUUGAGUUUGAUGCCAUGGACGAACCGCCUUCAGUUCUAGACGUUGAAGUUUUUGAUUUUGACGGUCCAUUUGACCAGGCCACAUCACUUGGGCAUACUGAAAUCAACUUUUUGAAGCACACAGCCACUGAGUUGGCAGAUAUAUGGGUGUCACUCGAGGGAAAGCUUGCUCAAUCAUCUCAAUCAAAGUUACAUUUGAGAAUAUUUCUAGACAACAACAACGGUGUCGAGACCAUCAAAGAUUAUUUGACCAAGAUGGAAAGGGAGGUCGGGAAGAAGUUGAACUUAAGAUCACCUCACAAGAACUCAGCAUUCCAAAAGCUUUUCGGGUUGCCGCCAGAAGAAUUCCUCAUAAGUGACUUUACAUGUCAACUAAAGAGAAAAAUACCCUUGCAGGGCAAGCUCUUCUUAUCUGCAAGGAUUUUAGGGUUUUAUGCCAACUUAUUUGGUCACAAAACCAAGUUUUUCUUCCUUUGGGAGGAUAUUGAUGACAUCCAAGUACUCCCUCCAACUCUUUCAUCCGUAGGCAGCCCUAUGCUGCUCAUAGUUCUGCGGAAGGACAAAGGAGUUGAAGCAAGGCACUGGGCCAAGUCCCAAGAUGAACAGGGGAGGCUGGAGUUCUGCUUUCAAUCAUUUGGCUCAUUCGGUUUGGCCAGCAGGACGAUUACGGCUUUGUGGAGAACAAGAACACUGACCCCUGAGCAGAAAGCACAAAUAGCCGACGAACAAGAGCUUGGACACGAAGGUGACAGACCUGUUAUGGUCGAGGACUCCAUACCCAUUAUGGAUGUUUUUGAAGAUACCAAAAUGUCAAAGAUCUACUCUGAAGAGCUUCCGAUUUGUAUAAAGGAGCUCAUGGAGAUGUUUGAAGGAGGGAAGAUGGAGCACAGAAUCAUGGGGAAAUCAGGAUUGCUCAAUUAUGCAACCACCCCUUGGGAAACCGUGAAGCCGGGUGUCCAAGAGAGGCACGUCAGUUACAAAUUCAACCGCCAAGUGUCCAUCUUUGAAGGUGAUGUCAGUUGCACCCAACAGAGAUCGACCAUGGCAGAUGGCAGCGGAGAAGGGUGGACUGUGAAUGAGGUCAUGGUGCUUCAUGACGUCCCAUUUAGUGACCACUUUCAUGUGAACUUGAGGUAUCAGAUUGAGAAAUCUGGACUUGCACACAAUGCAUGCAAGUGCGACGCUUACGUCGGGAUCACAUGGCUGAAAGCGACCAAGUUCCAGCAGAGGAUCACCAGAAACAUAACUGACAAGUUCUCCCAGAGAAUGAGGGAGAUCUUUGAGCUGGUUGAGAGAGAGAUUCUUUUUGGGAUUCAACACGACUCUCCUUCAUUUUGAGCCACUAUCUCUAGAGCAGUUGAAAUGUUGUAUAUGCACUAUUUACUAAGGUAUCCCUUAUGUUUCCAUUUAGAUCGGCAAGUUCAGAUAAAAUUAUGCUGUUUGU
Linum trigynum is the source of this 3542-nucleotide messenger RNA. Lineage: Eukaryota; Viridiplantae; Streptophyta; Magnoliopsida; Malpighiales; Linaceae. The record is from the annotation of a GenBank genome assembly.